AUGCGUCAAUAUUAUUCAUUGGUAUAUCAUUUAACAUUGAUCCUACUGAUUAUCAUUGUAGGUCAAGCAAAUGAAGUUAGUGCAAAUAAAAUAAAUUUAAAACAAUCUUAUUGCCGAGAUCUUCGUGAUUGCCAAACAUAUUUUCCUUGUGCAGUUUUUUCCAGUGGUUUCAGUUAUUUAUAUGUUAUUAAACGUUGUGCAAAUGAACAAAUUUUUGACGAAGAAAAACAGAGAUGUGUUAAAAAUACAUUAGCUGAUCCUUCUUGUGUCAAACAAACAAAUGCGGUAAAACCUCGAUUAACUACAAUUCGUCCGUCUAGUUUCAAACAAAUAAAACGAACUAAUAUUACUACACGACGACCAAUCAAAAUUCCAUUUCGUACACCACCAACAAGUCUUGUACAAAGAAAAAAUUUUGAUUUUGACCGUGGAGACGAACAAGAUUCGUAUGAAGAAAAAAUUGAGCAAUUAACUACAGAAACUUCUCGAAUGCCAAUUCGACAAAUAAAUGAUAAACCGAAAAUUCAUCGUGUAUGCUACAUUACUAAUUGGUCACGAUAUCGGUCGGGAGAAGCUAAAUUUGAAAUUGAAUAUAUUGAUCCUUUUAUGUGUUCACAUAUAAUUUAUGCUUAUGCAACUGUUGAUGAUAAUAAGCCAGAAAUUAGACCUGUUCAACAAGAUGAUAUUGAACAUUACCGAGAACUUGCUCUAUUGAAAAAAACAAAUCCAGAUUUAAAAUUAUCCAUUCGACUAGGCGGUAAAAGUUCUCAAUAUACUCGAUAUCUUAAAUCAUCGAAAAUGGCUGCACAAUUAGUUCGAAGUCUUUCUUGGUUUUUGGCAUCAUAUGGUUUCGAUGGAGUUGAUAUAGCCUUUGAAUUUCCUGAUGAAGAAGUUCCAGAAGAUAAAUUUGCGUUAACUGCAUUACUUGAGGAAAUUUCAAAACAAAAACGAAUGAUGACAAAUGCGAUAGUAACAUUAACAGCAGCACCAUUUGUUGAUCAUCUUCUUAAAGUAUAUGAAGUUCAAAAAAUUGAAAAAUUAGUCAAUUAUUUUAAUCUGAUGACAUUUGAUUUUUAUGGGCCAUGGGACGAAAAAACGGGAGCAUUUGCUCCGUUAUAUCAGCAAGUAUAUCAAGUUGAAUCCGAAUCACUUCGUAAUGUAGAUGGCCUGGUUAAAUUAUGGUUGAGUCUUGGUGUGCCUAGAGAAAAACUUCUUAUUGGUAUUCCAGCUUAUGGUCGUUCAUUUACGUUAGCCAGUAGACAAAAAGGUCUCCAUGCACCUGUCAGUGGUCCAGGUUAUCCUGGUCGAUAUACAAAAACUCGAGGUUUUCUUUCUUAUUAUGAGAUAUGCGAAAAGGAACAUUCGAGAAGUUGGCAAAAAGUAUGGUUAGAUACUGAAAAAUCUUGGUAUAUGACUAGUGGCGAUCAAUGGAUUAGUUAUGAAGAUAUUGAUUCAGCUACAUUGAAAGCUCAAUAUGCAAAAGGCGAACAACUAGCUGGAGUAUUUAUCUGGAGUGUUGAUAAUGAUGAAUUUUCUGGAUUUUUCUGUAAUACAGAGCCUUUUCCAAUUACUCGACAAGUUUUUGCUACGCUUAAUCUGCCUACACCGGUGACUAGUGCACCAGCAAUUGCUAUUCAAUCACGUCUACCAGCUGCUGGUCCAUCUGUUCGUUUUUUUAAUGUUCAAUCUCAAUCUCAGUCAUCACUUUCAUCGCCAAUAUUACCUCCAAAUUUACAAAAAUUGUUAAAUGCUCUCAGUGCUCUAUCGGGUACACCGAGUGAUGUACAUAUGCAUGAAGCUACACCACCGGCACCACCACCACCCAUAACACAUUUGACUCAUAAUGCUGAAUAUAUAUGCAGUCGCCAUCGAAUGGGUCGUAAUGGAAUUCACCGUGACCGUAAAAAUUGUUCAAUAUUUUAUUUUUGUGAAGGUGACGAUAUAGCUUCAUUGAGAUACCAUAUCUUUUUCUGUCCACCGGGUCUUGAAUUUUCAAUGGAUGGAUGUACCUGCGAUUGGCCAUCAGGUCAUUCGUGUCAAACAGGUGGUGAUACAUUUUGCGUAACACAACCUGUUAUAACAACAACAACAACAACGAUGACGACAACAAAAAGAGCACCCUAUAUUGCUCAAUCGUCAAUGAACGCAUUAAGUGGUCUAGGUCAAUUGCUAGGCAUAUCAGGUGGUACAACAUCAGCAUUUGAUUGUACCGGUCGACGAACUGGGCUCUAUCGAGAUAUGUACGAUUGUACAAUAUUUUAUUUUUGUACAACAAACGACCAAACGUCACAUGGAACAUUGUUACGUUAUGAUUUUAUUUGUCCAGCAAAUUAUACAUUUAGUAUGUCAACGUGUCGAUGCGAACGUAGACAUACUAAUGAAUGUCGUACACUUACAAAAACUGAUUGUCUUCUUUUGUAA
Messenger RNA from Rotaria socialis, 2421 nucleotides. The record is from the annotation of a GenBank genome assembly. NCBI's taxonomy places the organism in Eukaryota, Metazoa, Rotifera, Eurotatoria, Philodinida, Philodinidae.